AUAUAUUGCCUUUUGGCAAUUCAGCCACUGGUAUUUUGUACAACAAAUGUUCACCAAUCGGUCAGAUAUCCACGUCAAUGGUGGCAAACAAGACGCUGCUAUCCCUCAUUACAAGCCACCCUCUUGAUGUCCUGUGCCUUUUAAUUGUCGCACCGCUUUCACUGCUACAAAAAAAGUACCAGCAUCGAAGAAAUGGAACGCUGUGGAACGUUGCCACUAUAGCGACGAUCACAGGGAUUCAGGGAUUAUUGUACUACAAUGAGCGGUAUACAGCUCUUUUAUACACUUUCCCGAUUAUAAUACUGUUCCGUCGACUGUGUGUGCUUGCUAUCACCGGAGGUAUCGGAAGUGGAAAGAGCACAUUAGCACGGAUACUAGCCGAUAACGGAUAUGUUGUGAUAGACUGCGAUGCCAUAAAUCGUGAGUUGUUGUUGCCAGGGUCACCGGCUUACGCUAGUAUUAUCAAAAAGUUUGGAGCCGGAAUAAUUCUAGAGAACGGCGAAAUUGACAGACAGCAACUGAGAGAAAUAGUGUUUAAUAAUGAAGCUCGUCGACUUGAACUUAAUAAAAUUCUGCACAAGUAUAUCGGUAUCAGAGUAAUCUGGAACAUUUUCAAAUAUAGAAUACUAUUUUGGAAAAGCCGUGUUGUUCUAGAUGUUCCCCUUCUAUACAACACACCACUGACUGUAAUCAGCAGUCCCAUUGUAGUACUGAUCUCACCAGUAGAAACUCGAUUAGAAAGGCUUAUGGAACGCGACGGAAGUAUUCCAAGAUCGACAUUGCAAAACAUAAUUGCAGCACAAGUGCCAGAUGCUAUUUUGAAGGUUUGGGGAGAUGUAGUCUUAGAUAACAGUUCCAGUCGUGAAGUGUUCUUAGAGAAAGCCGAAUCAUUGGUUACUAACUUAUGUUAAUGUACAAUAAUAGUAACA
Messenger RNA from Babesia bovis T2Bo, 929 nucleotides. RefSeq names its product Dephospho-CoA kinase family protein. Gene Ontology annotation, biological process: coenzyme A biosynthetic process. Bases 78 to 911 code for a protein of 277 amino acids. The record is from RefSeq and is a predicted model, not a curated record. NCBI's taxonomy places the organism in Eukaryota, Apicomplexa, Aconoidasida, Piroplasmida, Babesiidae. Gene Ontology annotation, molecular function: ATP binding; dephospho-CoA kinase activity. The transcript has 5 exons.